AGGAAUGGAAGCAAACGCUCCAACAUCAAGCGAAAUAUUUCGCGCAUCAAAUCCAUUGUUGAAGCAGCUAACGAAUCAGAUCAAAAGCUCUCCAAUGCAGAAUUACAGUGUCGUCUAGGAAUUCUCGAGUCAUACUUUAAACAGGCUUUAUCCGUUCAAGCUGACAUUGAAGACUUAGACCCCGUUAACAAUGGGCGCGCAGAUCUGGAAGAAAGUUACGUCGCCGUGAAAAUCAGCAUCCAAGUCCAGCUAGUAGAAGAUGCAAACAGCACUGUGCACUACCCCGAAGCUGCCGCAGCAGCAACAGUUACCACAUCGUCCCAUCUACCUCGAUUGUCGCUGCCAACAUUUAGCGGUGAUUAUGCAGAUUAUAAGAACUUCAUUACAUCGUUUACCCAACUCAUAGCUCGAGAGCCCAGGCUUGCAAAUAUUGAAAAAUUUAAUUAUCUUUUGUCCUGCUUGAAAGGGCCAGCACUAGAAACUGUCAAGGCAUUUCAAGUUACAAGCGAGAAUUACCCAAAGGCGUUAGAUAGAUUAAAGGAACGUUUCGAUAACCCAACCCUUAUAUUCCUAGAAGGUAUUGCGUCGCUGUUUACUCUUGAAUCUGUUGAAAGGUCAAACCCUCAAAAAUUGCGCAGUCUAGUCGAUAACGCUUCAGCCAUUUUCAGCUCAUUACAGUCAUUGGGUACAAGUACCAACAUCGCUCAAGCAAUGCUUAUAUAUGUGGUCAUAAGCAAAUGCGAUCAGCAAGCACGUAAAAAAUGGAACGAGUCCCUGGAUUAUAAAACGCUUCCAACUUGGGCCGACUGCACUAAGGUAUUAGAAAGAUACUGCCAGUUUCUACAUUCAUCAGAAUCAUCAGAGAAGCGCAAACUCGAGUUUACGAAACCUAUGCGCUCAAACAAUCGCAAACAACAAUCGUCCUUUGCAGUAACAAAUUCGAAUUGUAUACUAUGCUCCAGCUCCAAUCAUAAGCUUACGGCUUGCCCUCAGUUUAGAGAAAAAAGUACCAAUCAACGGUUUGAAAUUUCUAAAAAGUACGACUUAUGCAUCAAUUGUCUGAGUAAUGGUCACAGAAUGGCCCAGUGUCCUUCGAAGCAUCGGUGCCGUACCUGUAAUCGGCCACAUCACUCCUUACUACAUCACGACACCAACUCACAAGGCACGAUAACCUCUCAGACGACAACUACAACCCCUGAUUCAGCACUUUCUUCCCAGACACCAAUUACUUCCUCUAACACCUCCCAAGCCGCUACACAUUCACACAUUGAUGCCUCUGAUUGUGGACAAGUUAUUUUGGCUACAGCUAUGGUGCUGGUGAAGGAUUGUACAGGUGCUUACAAACUUGGAAGAGCGUUACUUGACUCCUGUUCCCAGGUCAACUUCAUCACUGACGACUUUGCUCAAAAACUUCGUCUUCGUCGAGAAAAGCAUCACGUUGGUAUUCGUAGUAUCAGUGAGUCACUCACAAACCUCAAAUCUCGGACCAGCACAACGAUCAAGUCUCGCAAUUCAGGUUUUCAGCUUUCGCUUCAGUUUGGAAUUACGUCACAUAUUGCGUACCAACCUGACACCGAAAUCGAUACGUCUGCUUGGAAUUUGCCAGUUAACACCACAUUGGCCGAUGAAACCUUCUUCAAACCACGUCGAAUCGAUUUGCUGCUCGGGACAGAGGCGUUCUUCGAAGAGCUCGCUGUUGGCCAAAUACGCCUUGGUCCAAAUCUACCAACCCUUCAGAAGACAUUGUUCGGUUGGGUUGUCUCUGGUAGAUACCGUGGUCAGCAUGAUGUGGCAACAUCGGCUUGUUUGAUGUCUAGUGACAGCACCAUCAACGAGAGCCUACAACAUCUAUGGAAACUAGAAACCAUAAACGCUCCAUCAAACUCAAUUCUUCCUGAUCAUCGUAUUUGUGAAGAUCACUUCAUAAAAACAACAUUUCAGGAUGCUAAGGGUCGUGUGAUUGUCAGUUUACCAUUCAAGGAAAAUCCCAUUUGCCUUGGAGAUUCCUUCGAUAUCGCUCGUCGACGAUUUCUCGCACUCGAGAAACGACUCCUACACUCGCCCGAAAUUCGUCCCCAAUACAUCUCAUUCAUGGAGGAGUACGAAAAUCUUGGCCACAUCUCCGUUGUAGCACAACCAAACUUGAAUGAGCCGCAUUACUAUAUACCUCAUCAUUGCGUAUUCAAACCCAGCAGCACAUCAACCAAGCUGAGAGCCGUUUUUGACGCAUCAUGUCGCACAUCCUCACAAACAUCAUUAAAUGAUAUUCUGUUGGUUGGCCCUACUAUCCAACAAGAUUUAUAUAUGCUUUUACUUCGCUUUCGCUUAUAUCGUUUCGCCCUCACUGCAGACGUCACCAAGAUGUACAGGCAAGUACUCAUGAAUAACAAUGAUUGCAAAUACCAAUACAUUCUCUGGAGAGCUUCUCCUGACCUAGAUCUCCAGACAUAUCAGCUUAACACGGUCACUUACGGCACUGCUUCAGCACCAUACCUCGCUGUACGUAGUCUUCAUUAUUUGGCAGAUCAAAGCAUGGAUGAGCUUCCGAUUGGCGCUUCAGCAGUAAAGACCUCAUUUUACGUUGAUGACUUUAUAUGUGGUGCAGAUGAUGUUGACGCUUUGCAUAUACUCAAAUCCGAAGUCAUCGAAGUACUUCGACGCGGACAAUUUCCAUUAUCAAAACGGCACUCAAACCACCCAGAGUUCAUGGAAAAUCAAUCAGUAAAGAACCUCAACAUUUGUGAUGAAUUCAUAACCAGUACGUUAGGGGUAACGUGGCAUCAACGUUCUGACAAUUUUUUAUUCUCAUUCCAGUCGAAAAAAGAACACAAUAUGGCUACAAAGAGGACAAUAUUGUCAAUCGCCUCAUCCCUCUUUGAUCCACUUGGUUUGUUAUCACCACUGCUAAUAACAACCAAAAUUAUCUUGCAAGAACUUUGGCUAUUAAAGCUCGACUGGGAUGAGUCCGUACCUCAACACAUACAUCAAGCUUGGACCAACUGCUUAGCAACCUUGAAAUCGGUCUCGUCACUCACCGUACCUCGCUAUUGCUUGCAACCUGAUACACACAAUAUACAAAUUCAUGGAUUUUGCGAUUCAUCAAUACGCGCCUACGGUUGUUCCGUUUAUGUUCGUACGCAGAACUCGCAUGGUCAAGUCGACGUACACUUACUAACAUCAAAGUCCAGAGUCGCACCAGUAAAGAAGCAAUCCCUUCCCAAACUUGAACUUUGCGGUGCUCAUCUUCUCGCUUGUCUCUAUGCUAAAAUAAAAGACAUAUUCGCGACCGGAUCAGUUACCACUUACUUUUGGACCGACUCACAACUAGUCUUGCAUUGGCUUCAACAACACUCGAUUACGCUAUCAACAUUUGUCGGAAAUAGAGUAUCGGAGAUACAAGCGCUUACAGUAGGUGCGCAUUGGAAGCAUGUACCAACGAAAGACAACCCAGCGGACCUGGUCUCCCGGGGUUGUUCUACGAAAGACCUGAUUUCGUCCAAUUGGUUUACCGGUCCAGUCUUUUUGCUACAAGAGGAGAACAAAUGGCCGAAGAGCAAGGCUCCAAUUGAUCUUAACAAUGACGUAAUCAAUGCUGAGAAACGCAAAACGGCCUUAACAAUCAUCAAGGACACAAACUAUGUUCUCGAUAUCACAAAUAGGAGCAGUUCAUACACCCAGUGCUUACGUUUCGUUGCAUGGUUAUUUCGUUUCUGCUGCUGGUGCAGAAAGAAAUCCACACCCAUUACUGUUUUCUCACCCGACGAACUGCGACGCGCACUAUAUUAUAAGACUACCGGAUUCGAACUCAUCAAAGUUGGAGGUCGCUUAGGCUACGCAGAUAUGCCAGACGCUCAAAAACAUCCCAUUUUACUGCCUAGCACUUCGCAAUUUGUACUCAAUUACGUUCGAUAUCUACAUAGACGGAAUUAUCACGCUGGUCCUAAAGCAUUGGUUGCCCUGAUCCGACUGGAAUAUUGGAUUGUCAACGCCAGAGAUUUGACACGUCGUGUUGUUCGGGCUCCUCACUUUGGCGGCCUCUGGGAAGCUGCAGUCAAAAGCGCAAAAGGACUAUUGAAUCGAACAUUAGCGAAUACAAGAUUGACAUUCGAAGAGCUUAGUACUGUUGCCGUCGAAGUGGAAGCUAUCCUCAACUCGCGACCACUUAGCCCCAUGUCAUCAGAUCCGAAUGACUUCGAUGCACUCACUCCCGCACACUUUUUGGUUGGCUCUUCUCUACGCGCUUUACCCGAACGCUCAUUCGAAGACAGAAAUAUGUCAAACACAGAUCGGUACGAUAUGAUCACUGCCAUCCAACAACGCAUUUGGCGCCGAUGGCAGGCAGAGUACGUUAACGAACUACGCUCACGUGUUAAGUGGACAACUCCUGCCCUUGAUAUCAAAGAAGGGACACUUGUCAUAAUACACGACGAUAAUUUGCCACCACAACGUUGGAAGUUUGGCCGUGUAGAGUCCACCGUACCCGGACGAGAUGGUCAUGUGCGAGUUGUGCACCUCCGCACAGCCAAUGGUACUUGCUGCCGCCCUAUUCAUAAGAUUGCCGUCCUGCCAGUAUCUUGA
Ceratitis capitata (Mediterranean fruit fly) is the source of this 4578-nucleotide messenger RNA. RefSeq lists its product as uncharacterized. Gene Ontology annotation, molecular function: zinc ion binding; nucleic acid binding. The record is from RefSeq and is a predicted model, not a curated record. The annotation marks the transcript as partial. Lineage: Eukaryota; Metazoa; Arthropoda; Insecta; Diptera; Tephritidae. The transcript is spliced from 3 exons.